UUCUUAAGCAGCUCGAAAGGAAAGUGCUCUUACAGAAUUCAUCUUUUCUUAGCACUCAUCGAUGGCGGCCAUGGCUUCAAUGAUGAUGAAAGCACCCGCAGCACUUAACUGCGGGGCAGUCAAAAGGAAUAGUCAUAUCAGUAGAUUGCCCAACAGUAGCCUCCAAGUCAAGUGCAUGGCUGCAAAGGAUCCAAAGGAAACGUCUACCAAGUUGAGCACGAAAUUUGGCGACCUGUUUGCGUUCUCAAGGCCUGCGCCGGAGAUCAUCAAUGGAAGGGCGGCUAUGUUGGGGUUCGUGUCGGCCAUUGCAGUGGAGGUGGCCAGCGGAAGAGGUUCGCUGUCGCAGGUGAAUAGUGGAGGACUGUCGUGGUUUGCGUUAACUGCAGGAUUAAUGACGGUGGGGACACUGGUGCCCCUGUUCAAUGGAAUAUCGAGGGAGAGCACGUCGCAGCCAAUAUUUUCAUCCACAGCAGAAAUGUGGAAUGGGCGCUUUGCUAUGCUCGGCCUCCUCGCAUUGGCUUUCACUGAAUACGUCAAGGGGUGGACCAAUUUAUGUAGAUUUCAAAUCAAUGCAAGAAUUUAA
Cryptomeria japonica (Japanese cedar) is the source of this 583-nucleotide messenger RNA. Its product is annotated as early light-induced protein 1, chloroplastic-like. The transcript is spliced from 3 exons. NCBI's taxonomy places the organism in Eukaryota, Viridiplantae, Streptophyta, Pinopsida, Cupressales, Cupressaceae. The record is from RefSeq and is a predicted model, not a curated record. Bases 62 to 583 code for a protein of 173 amino acids.